AGUUAUUCUCAGAGACUUGGUAGGGCAGGAGACAUCACUGUGAGGCUCUCAGCUGAUACGCACUGUCAUAGAUAACCUCAAUAUCAUACGCAGGGAGAAGUGAAGAUUUAUUAAAGUUGGGACAUGAUCAUGCAUUUACUGAGGAAGCUGUUAGUUCGUGGAGCCGCAAAAUCACCAUCACUAAGACAAUGGAGUGGAAGCAGUACCAGGCUGUACAUUAAUGCAUCCUUCCCAUUCCUGCUCUCAAGGCCACGUCUGCCUAUGCUUCUCAGCUCAAGAACUUAUGAAGCUGAACACUUGGUCAACAAAUUACCAAAACUUCAGAAAAUAAGAACAUUAGAAGUGUCAGGAAUUGACAAGGACCAUCCAGCCAGGAAAACUUCACCCUCAGUCAAAAUUACUGGUGUUGCAAUGAGUCACAAGACAGGCAUGCUUGAGGUGAGCUGGAAAGAGGGCAAAACCGAUAUCUUCCCGUAUGUGUGGCUACGGGAUAAUUGUCUUUGCCCUGCCUGUUUUCAUGCUGCUUCCAACUCGCGUAUACACCCCAUCAAAGACCUUGAUCUAAGCACUCAGCCUCAGACUCUCCAGGUUCUGGAGGAAGGUAAACAGUUGGAGAUAGUGUGGACUGAUGGACACCGUGCAGUAUACCCAGCUGCCUGGCUUUACUCUCGUGCAUUCAACGAAACUCAACGCCUUGCACAAGCACGGAAAUUCAGAUUAAAUCGUAGCUACUGGGGAGCUGAGUUACUCAAAAACCUUCCUCAGGCAUCAUUCCAUGAGCUUCUCAUAGAUGAUUCUGCCUUGUUGUCGUGGCUACAACAGCUAGAGAUAAUGGGGUUCGUCCUCGUUACUGGAGCACCAGCUGAACCAGGCCAGGUUCGCAGACUUGCUGAGAGGGUUGCCUUCAUUAAGAAGACUCAUUAUGGGGAAGAAUUCACAGUGAAGGCUAAAAGUGAUCCCAGUAAUGUUGCAUACCUGAGUGGUACACUGCAACUUCAUGCUGAUCUUCCGUACUAUGAAUAUAAACCUGGGGUUCAGUUCAUCCAUUGUGUUGUCCAGUAUGAAGGUACAGGAGGAGAAUCUCUCCUUGCUGAUGCUGUCCAUGUUGCUCACCAGUUAAAGACACUGUAUCCUGAGAAGUACAGUAUCCUGACGCAGACACCAGUCGAUUGGUUUGAUAAGGGUGUGGAUGAACUUGGAGAGUUUUACAAAAUUCUACAAAUUCCUAUGAUUUGUACUAAUGCCACUGGUGAAAUUCAGCGCAUCAACUUCAGCCAACCACAGCGCAAUUCAUUUUUCUCUAUCCCAGCACAUCAAGUGGCUGGUUGGUAUGAUGCAAUGGUUACAUAUCAUCGCCUUCUGUCAGAUCCUUCCUACUGUCUUCAGUUCAAAAUGGAACCUGGUAUUUAUUUUCUUUGUGUAUUUCAGUAACAAAUGAUAAUUGGG
Messenger RNA from Cherax quadricarinatus, 1446 nucleotides. The record is from RefSeq and is a predicted model, not a curated record. NCBI's taxonomy places the organism in Eukaryota, Metazoa, Arthropoda, Malacostraca, Decapoda, Parastacidae.